This is a messenger RNA of Cinara cedri, 6659 nucleotides long. Lineage: Eukaryota; Metazoa; Arthropoda; Insecta; Hemiptera; Aphididae. The record is from the annotation of a GenBank genome assembly.
AUAAUAGUAUGUAUUUUGACUUUUAAAGCGCAAGCCAUCAUGCACAAAAUUUCGAACAGGGAAAUAUGUUAUAACAACUAUUAAUGCCGGAAAUAAAUUUUAAUUUAAAUGGCCGACGUACAACUUCAAUCACACGAGCUAGACACAAGAGAUGAUGACAAGGCGGUGGUGUCUGAGUCUGAUGUCAACCAUGUAAAUGAAUCGAAUGCAGGCUCAAACACCGACCUUAUUGCUGAUGUAAAUCUUCUCUCGAUAAACGAAAAUAACGUUUUCAGUGGUGAUGUAGCGCGAAAUAAUUUGUUAUGUUUAAAUAAAACAUUGCCGUCGUUAUCACCAUUGUCUAGUCAAUGUAUGCCUUCGUGUUCAUCUAGUGAUGUAAAUAAUAGUGAACCUACUACUGUAGGUUUACCACAUUUCAAUGGUGUCAAAUAUGUUUGUUAUAAAAACGAACAGCAAAUGAAAGAUAUUAUGCGUUUAAUACAAAAAGACUUAUCCGAACCAUAUUCUAUCUAUACAUACCGGUAUUUUAUACACAAUUGGCCUAAACUUUGUUUUUUGGUAAGUCAUUUACAGAUUUCUUAUCUCUUGAUGUUUUAUAUUUUUAGAUCAAAAUAUAUAAUAAUGUACAAUAUAAUUUUUACACGUUUUAGGCAGUUGAUGUGGACAAGAGUGUGGGAGCAAUAGUAUGUAAGUUAGACGGCCAUAGGAAAGUUAGAAGAGGUUAUAUUGCAAUGUUGGCUGUGGAUGAAAAUUACCGAAAACAACAUAUUGGUAUUAAACCUUAUAAAUUGUAGUUAGAGCUAAUUAUCUAGUAUGCUUUUUAUAUCAUUUAACCAAAUUAUACUUGUAUUUUAGGUUCAAAUUUAGUACUGAAUGCAAUUGAAGCAAUGGUAAAUGAUGGUGCUGAUGAAGUAAGUUUAUUAUUAUAAAACUAAUUUAAUUUAAAUUUAUUUAAUUUUUAUUUAUUUUAAUUUAAUAUUACUUUAAUCGUACUGCCUACCUAAAUAUGAAUACUUAAAUUAAUCUUAAUAAUUAGUUUAAAUGAAAAUUAUUUUAAAAUAGAAAAAUAAAUAUUUUGUGAGGAACAGUUGAAGUAUUUGUAAUCAUAGCUCAAUUUUUCCUUACAAUAUUAAUUAUUUAAUAUAUAUUUAUAACUCAAAUACUUAAAAUACAUUUUUUUCAAAAUUAUUAUAUUUUUAUAAUAAAAACAAUAAUGUCUGUAAAUGCAAAUAAGUAACAUCUGCUUAUAUAUGUUUUGACAUUUAUUUUAUGUAGGCAUUUUAAUGGUACUCACAUCAGCUAUUAUUUACCUAUGUAAUAUUAAACAAAAAUUACAAUUUUUUAAAAGGGCAGCACAAUAAUAAUAAAUAAUGAUUAAAUAUAAUAUAAAUGUUGAUAUUAGCAAAUACUGUAAUGGAUAUAUUAAAGUUCUGAAGAUGGGUGGGAAAUGUGAAUUUCAAAUCACAGGGGUAAUGGGGUACAAUUUAUUAAGUAUUAAGUUAUAAGUAAUAUUAUUCAAGUCUGUUAAAUGCCUUUGUACCUUAUAUUACACCCUUGUUCAUUAUCUUCUUGAAUAUAGAUCUGUCGUAUUGCAACCGUAUCUUGCCAAAGACUAGAUACCACUUGAAUAAAUGCAAAAUAUAUUUUUAAACUUUAUUCAAAAUAAAUAUUUAUUACAAAACUUACAAUUAUUCAAACAUAAGACAGGUUCUAAAUAUUCCUACACUUGCCUCUCAUCAUGAAAAAGGGAACUUAGAUUUUUAGAUUCUGAAUGGAGUGAAGAAGCUUAUGGUUUAACAAUGAUGUUAAUAAUUUUUUUAUUUUUUGUCUGUGGUCAACUUUUUACCAAAAAUCUUACUCAGAUUUUUAAAUAAAACAACUUUUUUAAAAUUAAAUUGGACUGAGUAGGUACUAUAAGGAGGUCAUUUCUCGAUUUUCUCAUCAAAUGUGGAAACCCCGAAAAAAAAAACUAAAAAAUGUAUGAAAUAUAUUAGUAAAAUUUUACUAUUUUUUUUUCUGUGAACAACUUUUUUACCAGUAAUUUUAAUUUACAAUGAUAACACUUUCUAAAAGGAAAUCUUACUGGGAAGGUACUACUUUAGGGAGGUCAUUUCUUGAUUUUCCCAAGAGUUUUCCCAGCAAAUGUAAAAAACUGGGAUAAAACCGGAAAAUUGGUUCAUUAAACAAAUAGUAUUAAAGAAAAUAUAUAAUACCUAUUUAAUUAUUUUACCAUAAUAUGACAUAUAUAUUGUUGACAAAGCAUCACUAUUGACUGAACUCCGCUCAGAAUUGUUUUUUCAUUAGCAAUCGUUUAUUGUUGCUUGCAGGUAUACGUUGACUUACUUAUAAAGUCAACACUGACUAUACCUGUCUCCAUUAUCCUAGGACAACUCUUUACAUUUUCAACUUAAUAAAUUUGAAUUGAAUCCAAGGCGGUGCACAUGAAUAUACUAUUAUUAGUUAUUAUUAUAAAUUACUAUUAUCAUUUGAACACACUGUAUACAAUACACAUUUUAAAUUAUAAUAUGUUUAUCUACACAAAAGUAUUAAAUAUUUAAUUUAAUGGUAGGAUUAAUAAAGAUGAUAUUAUAUUAUGAGUGUAGAAACAUGAUUAAACAUAAAUGUGUUGAGGUCAAUUGAAUGUUUAAAUGGAUUUACAUUUAAAAUUUUAAUGAUACAUAUUUAUUAUUUUUGAAUGAAUCUAUUAAUUAAUAAAUUUUCUCAAAAUAGCAUCUAUUUAUAAACUCAUAUUUACUAGAGCCUAUAAUAGGUUUAUAAUGUAUAAAAAAAAACAAUGAAAUUAUUAUACUUAUGUAAUUAAAGUUGAAUCAUUUUAGACGAGAAAAUAGAAAUGACAUAAAAUAGCAGAAUAAUAAAUUAUAUAUUAUGAAAAAGGCAGAUCUUUCAUUUUCAAACUCUGUAUUCCAAGUUGAUUUUGCUUAAUAUAUACGCAAACAUAGUUCACCUCGAUACUCAGACUCACUUAAAGACACUUUCCUUAUGGUACAAGGCCUGGUGGGUUAAAAUAAAUCAAUCCAUACAAAUUCCAUGCUCUAACAGAGCAAUAUACCCGUAAUCACUUUAACUAGCAUUCCAAUCCCACAAGAAACUUCAGCAAAAUACCUAAAUUUCCCAUUUGAUUGUCGCCUAAUAUAAAAAAUAAAUGUAAAGCUAUAAAAUUGAAAAUUAAGCAACUAUAUUACCUAACUCACUCAAAACUAAACCUAAACAAUAAACAAAACAUAUAUAAACUAUUAAUCAAACCAGUUUGGUCUUAUGCCUCACAAAUCUGGGGUUUUGUGAAAAAAUCAUAUAUAUAUAUAUAUAUAUAUAUAUAUAAACUGUUUACAUGUAAUCCAAUCCAGAAUAUUAAGAAUUAUACCAAAAGUCCUGUUUUACAUCCAAAAUGAUAUUCUUCACAAAGACUUGAAAAUAUCUACCGUAAUCAGUUCUCUUAAAAUCUCUUACAAAAAAUACCAUACAAAACUUAUUUACCAUAGUAAUUCGCUUCUAUCCGCUCUUUCAUCCUAUGACAUACCUAACAUCCUAACCUGUCGUCUAAAGCGGCAAUGGUGCCGUGACCUAGUUAAAUAAAAGCAAAGGAAAUAAAGUGUAUGUCAAUUUCGUAGUGAUACCACUGGGUUUUUUCCUACUUUUCAUUCUAUUCAUAUAAAAUAUGUAGUAUAUUAAAUACCCUCAAUUAUACUUAUUACACCUAUUAGUGCAUACUGUAUAAAUCUUUUAUAAAUAUAAAAAUUAAUAAAUAAAUAUAUGACAAAAAUGUUACUAUGGUACCUAAAUAAUAAAAAAUUAAACAUAAGUGAUAAUUGAAAUACAGUUUCCACUUGUCAAAGAUGAGCUGAGGUAUAGCAACAGCUCUUUUAAAUGUUUGUUUUAUUUUCUUUUUCCCAUUUUUCUAGCUAUCUGGAGUUGGACAACCUUGUCCAAAAUUUCCAUUCAACCUAGUCUCCCAUAUGUAUUAAUAAAACAUCAUAUUACAGAUCUAUAGCAUCUUUUCAUCUCUUUUUAUCAUUUUAUUUUCUCUCAUAUUUUUAAACUAUCAAAACAACCACUUCCAAAUCAUUCCUUAGUAUCUUCUUUAGGAACUCCACUUGUGUUUGCAAAUAAUUAUUAUUUUACAUCAUCUAGGAUAGUUUUAAAUUGUUUGAUGAAUGGCCCAAUAUUAUAAUUUGUUUAGAAAUAAUUGUCACAUAAUGAUUAGGUAUUACUUUUUGUGCAAACACAUGCAAUAUUUAGUUUUAUAUUUUAUGUAAAGUACCUUUAAAACUAAAUAGUUGAUAGGUACUCAUCAAAAAUGUAUAAGUAUUCAUAUUUUCAGUUAGAACAGUUUAUAAUUUUUACUUAAAACACUUCAGUUUUCUUCAUUAUUGCAUAACUUAUCUAGCAUUAUAUUAUUUAUAUUUUACAAUGGUAUAAUUACUUAUGAGUAGUAGUUAUUUGUAUAAUAAUUACUAAGACACUAGUAAUAAUUAAAUUUGUCUGUUCAAUGAAUUAUACUUAUUUAUAAUUUUCAGGUCGUCCUUGAAACAGAAAUCACCAAUAAACCAGCAUUAAAAUUAUAUGAAAAUUUGGGCUUUGUUCGAGACAAACGUCUUUUCUGCUACUAUUUAAACGGUGUGGAUGCUUUACGUUUAAAAUUGUGGCUCAGAUAAAUUUUAAUGAUACAUUUAAUUAUUUAUUAAUGCAUCAUGUACUGAACAAAAAAAAAAAACCGAAAUUCACAUAUUUUAUAUUGUGCAUAAUAUGUGUAGAUUUAGACAUUUAGUUAAGAAAUAUUUAACCUAUACAUUUUGUGUAUAAUAAAUGUGAGGUUAUUACCUAUUUGUUGUAUAAAUACUAUUAAAUUAUUAUGAUGUAUUAAAAUGAUACCCAAAAGAGAAAAUCAAUGGUUUAAAAUAAAAUCCCUAAAUUUUUUGUUUAAUUAAACAAAUAAUUUAAUCAACUACUAACAUUUUAACCGAUUGAGCUUAGUAUUAGUGUAUUUAUUUAUUCAAAUAUACAAACAAAUAGUCCUAUUACAAAUUAGGGAAUCUAUUUUGAAGCGAAUAAGAGAAAGCAUUUCAGGGAAAUCAACAGAUCCUAGUAUUAAAUUAUGUAGGAAUCUUAAAAGCAGGGAUGAAUGUCUGUCAAUAAGUGGAGAUAAAUUAAAGAAGUUAAGACAAUUUUGGUAUGAUUUGUGGGUAGGUCUAAGAAUGUUAAAUUUGAAGAAUACAAAUCGUAAAGAAUUAUUCUGCACAGAUUAUAUGGUUUUGUCUUGUUUAAGAGUGUUAUUUAUCCAAAUUUAAGGGCAAUAUUCAGUAUCUGAGCAAACCAGAGAGCAGUAGAGUAAUUUCAAGAGUUAUCUAAUGAUUGAAAAGUAUACAUGGUUCUUUCAAAAUAUAUACCUAGACGUGGAACUAAUGAAACAGAAAAACCAAUCAAUAUUUUCUUAAACUGAAACAGUGGCAUAUGUAGGAGUUUGUAUCAUAUUGUAUUAUCAGUACGGUAUCGGUAAUCAAAUUCUGUUUUUUUUUUUUUUUAUAUUCAUAUGGAUAAGGACUACAAUUUGCUUAAAUGAUAUUUUUAUUUUUUGGUAUUAAUUUUUAAUAAUUUGUAUAAAUAUAUUAAAUUUUCUAAAGAUAUUUAUUUUUUCUAAAAGGAAAUUUUCUUGGAUUGGUACCUUAGGGUCAUUUUUCAAUUUUCCCAAGAGUUUAUCCAGCAUAUUUGAAAAACCUGGGAAAAAUGUAGAGAAAACAGAAAAAUUAGUACAAUGUUAAACAAUUAUUAUUUAUGAAAAUAUAUGCCUAUUUAAUUAUUAGGCCAUAAUACAACAAAAAUAUUAUUGAUAAAGCAUCACUAUCAACUAAACUCCACUCAUAAUCAUUGUUUUGUUAGCCAUGGUUUAUCAUUGCUUACAUUUAUAUAUUAAAUUUCCUUCUGUACCCUACCUUCCAAACUUCCCACCUACAACAUUGGUUGCGACCCAUGUGCGAAUAUGUCUGCUUUUUUUACUUGCAUUUUAGUGCUAAUAGUGUUACCAUUGCGAACAUUUUAGACCAGUUUUAAAACUAUUGAUGGAUACCAAUAUAUUCAUCAAUGUCAUUAUGCAUAAUCACCGAUUAUGACUGUCAUUUUAUUUAAAAAUAAUCAUAGGUUUUUGUGUACAGCAUAUAUUUCUAAUUAUUCAAUUUUUUUCUGGGGUCUGUAAAUAUUGACUGUGUAUUAUAUAUGUAUUUAUUCAUCAAAAUAAUACUUAUUACAAAUUCUACUAAAUAGUUAAGUAAUCUAUUUUUUUUUGUCACUAAUUUGUACAGUCUAUUAUUUUUUUAUAUAAUAUAAGACGUUUUGAUUACUUACAGAAGUAUUCUUUAUAUUAUCGACUUAAAGAAAAAUAAUUACGUAUUAAUCAUAAAAAAUGUAACUAUUAUAAUUAAAGGCCCUAAAUCUUUAAACUUUUACUUUUAAAACUGAUCAUAAAAAAAAAAUACAUUUAGAUUUUUGGAACACUUAGUUAAAAAAAAAAAAAAAAAAUUAUAAUAAAGGAUUAAAAUUAGAAGUUUAUGAGCUACUCUUAGGCUUGAGAUCCUCAAAACACGGUUUCAAGAAUAUCUGCGGUUUUUUGGCGGGAUUAUUAUACUCGUGGCCCUGAAAUUUAAUAA